AUGGCCUACCACUAUAAAGCAGACGUAGAAACUCUAAAUGAUGACCAACAAACAUUACAAACAUUGUGCGUGGUGUGCAUGUGUGAGUUUGAAGCGAGACAGAAAAUUAGGAUACUUCCGUGCAAGCACCAUUAUCAUUCCAAAUGUGUUGACAAGUGGCUUAAGAUGAACAGAACAUGUCCCAUCUGUAGGAAUGACUGUAAAAGCAGCACUCGUCAUUCUACAGCAAACACGUGA
This is a messenger RNA of Helobdella robusta, 237 nucleotides long. RefSeq lists its product as hypothetical. Bases 1 to 237 code for a protein of 78 amino acids. Lineage: Eukaryota; Metazoa; Annelida; Clitellata; Rhynchobdellida; Glossiphoniidae. The record is from RefSeq and is a predicted model, not a curated record. The transcript has 2 exons.